AUUUUGAUCCUGUCCAUUACUAUGCCUUCCGUGACAUGCUUCAAGAGGUAGAGACCAACUAAAAAUGUGUCCCACAGAUUGGUUUUAAUGGAGGAGUACCCAUAACUGAGGAAUUCUUUGUUAAAACAAUCAGUGGCAAGCAUAAUGGGGAGCCCAGUCGAAUACUCCUUCCAGAAUGGGAUUUCCAAAGAGCCAUGAAAUUUAUGGAUGAUAAGGAAGCAAUGUUCCGGAGAUUGGCAGCAGAACAACUAGAGCCUGUUAAUGGUCUCAACAAGUUACUCAAAUGGAUUGAAGGUCGCGGCUUGCAACGAGCUGCAGUGACUAAUGCUCCGAGACCAAAUGCUGAGCUUUUGCUAUCAAUGCUAGGCCUUGCAGAUUUCUUCAAGACAGUAGUUCUUGCUAGCGAAUGUGACAGAGUCAAACAUUUCCCAGAUGCCUACUUGAAGGCUCUCCAAAUACUUGGAGCAUCCCCACAAUGCACUUUCGUGUUUGAGGUUCGGCUUAUUAGCAUUAUAAUGUGCUUUGGAAUCAGGGGUGGGGCUAUGUGUAAUUUUCAAAUUUUGUUUAAUAGUUUUGGAUUUUAACAAAAUGACCACAAUGUUUGGAGCUAUUCAUUGUUUAGUGGUGUCAAUUUUAACAAAAUGACUCCAGUGAAUCUAGAUAAAUAUCACAUAUAUCACA
This is a messenger RNA of Camellia sinensis, 681 nucleotides long. NCBI's taxonomy places the organism in Eukaryota, Viridiplantae, Streptophyta, Magnoliopsida, Ericales, Theaceae. The record is from RefSeq and is a predicted model, not a curated record.